CAAAUUUAUAUCAAGACCUCACAUGGCGGAAGUUGGCAGGACGGCAACAAAUCUGUUUUAUAAUUUUGACCUUAUUCACCGGAAGUGUAGACGAGAACAGUCGGACAGCCCCACAAGAGGGAAAAAAAUCGAAAAAAAUCGACGAAAAAAAAAAGCGGUGAAUCUGAGGGUUCGGGCGGAUUUGGACGAAGUUUCCGAACUGUCCCGGCCCGAAGGAGCCCCGGGGUUGAGAGGGAAUCGCCAGCACCGAAAUAAUGGAAGAUUCCCAUUUCAACUCAUCAUACUUUUGGUCUCCCGUUCCCACAGUGCAAGGCCAGAUCGAAAACGCCAUGUUUCUGAACAAGAUGAAGGAGCAGCUAGGGCCGGAGAAGAGUGCCGCCUUCCCCCACUCUUCCUCCUCCUCUUCCACCGCCCACUACCCCACCGCCGUGCUCACUGUACCGGGCCCCGUUGCCAUGGAGGCAGGCCCCACAAGCCGGGCGCCCAAGCAGGAGGGAGGGGGCGGGGCAGGAGGAGGGGCCCAAGGUGCAGGACCCCAGAUGGCGGCUGUAGGGUCACACCUUCACCCCCCACAUACCACCCAGAACAUUACAGUGGUGCCUGUUCCCUCCACUGGCAUCAUGACAGCAGCGGGGUUAGUGAUAACCACCCCACAGGGAACGCUGCUCACUCCACCCGCCUCAUCCCAAUCUUUCGUUACCGGAUCCCCCGCCACCACCAUGAUAGUGUCCGCACUGCACCCCUCAAACACAGACAAAAAAGAGGAUGGCAGUGUCCCUCCAGCUGUCGUCAUGCCGACGCCCUCUAAACGAGGCCGGAAGAAGAAGUCCAUGAUGCCCAGGGCUGGUGCUGUGACAACCCACACCCUGCCGACCGGAAGCGAUGCAUUGAUUCUCGCACACCUGGCCGCUGGAGGACAGCAUCACAAUACUGAUCCGUAUGAUCUGUCUAAUGAUGAGGAUGACCACACAGGCAAAGAUGGAAAUAAAUCCUACAGGUGCCGGAUGUGUGCCGUGACGUUCUUCAGUAAGUCAGACAUGCAGAUCCACGCCAAGUCGCACACAGAGGCCAAGCCGCACAAGUGUCCUCACUGCUCCAAGUCGUUCGCCAACUCCAGCUACCUGGCCCAGCACAUCCGCAUCCACAGCGGAGCCAAGCCGUACACCUGCUCCUACUGCCAGAAAACCUUCAGACAGCUCAGUCAUUUACAGCAGCACACGCGAAACCACACAGAAUCCAAGCCGCACAAGUGUCCUCACUGCUCCAAGUCGUUCGCCAACUCCAGCUACCUGGCCCAGCACAUCCGCAUCCACAGCGGAGCCAAGCCGUACACCUGCUCCUACUGCCAGAAAACCUUCAGACAGCUCAGUCAUUUACAGCAGCAUCACAGGAUCCACACUGGUGACCGGCCGUAUAAGUGCAUUCACCCGGGAUGUGAGAAAGCAUUCACUCAACUCUCCAACCUCCAGUCUCAUCGCCGACAGCACAACAAGGACAAACCAUACAAAUGCCACAACUGUAACCGCGGAUACACAGACGCCGCCAGCCUGGAGGUCCACCUGACCACGCACACAGUUAAACACGCCAAGCUGUAUUCCUGCGGCCUCUGCAACCGAGCGUACACCUCUGAGACGUACCUGAUGAAACACAUGCGGAAACACAACCCUGAUCCUCUCACCGUAGCAGCGGCAGUGGCUGCCCAGCAGGCCCAGCAGGGUCAGAACCCCGCCCAGGCACCCGGCAGCGGAGGCAGUGGGCGUGGUCGAGGCCGUGGGAGGGGCAGCGGUGGAGCCGGGGCGGGAGCUGGGGGAGGAGCUGGAGCUCAGCCGCAGAGCCAACCCAACCCCAAUCCCCAGGGCAGUUACCCCCCCACGGAGGGCGUGCCCUGCCCCUUCGACCUGCACCAGUACAAGACAGUGUCGGCCGGAGAGAUCCAGUAUAAACCGGUCAGCGUGGCCGACCUGUCUGCCCAUAAAGACCUCUGUCUGACUGUGUCCACCUCCGCCAUCCAGGUGGAACACAUGAACUCAUAAGAGGUGCUGUGAAUGAGGGAAGGUUGGGGUAAGGAAAGAAGGAGGAGAGAUGUGUAGAUGGACUAUGUGUAAAAAAAACUACACUGCCUUGGGGUGGGAGAGGAUUAAAACAAAAGCCCAAAUGUAGGCAAGAGAAACAAUGGAAGGACAGGUCAAAGAUGAGACCCGAUAACUCUCUGUCAAAAACUCUGCACAGCUGUGUCAGAAGGCUGGGGUACGGAACACACCAGUUUCCACAAACUCUCAAUACUCUCUGCUUUUCAACCGUUUCCAUAGAGACACAUAGUGGAGAUAUUUUGAUUUGUGUAGUAUGUGGAAUAUACAUCAACGGAUUGCAUAUGGUAUAACAUCAAAUAAAAUGUAUCCCAAAUAUCAUUUGAAACAGAAAUGUGAACCGACUAGUAAUAUGACGGCCUCAAUAAAUAGCAAAGUAAUGAUCAUUUUUUAUUAUGAAGGCAAAGAGCUGAAUUUUAACUAGAUAAGAUCUAGGUUAUGUGCAGGUUUACUUUGACUACAGUCCACUUGAGAAAGAAAUAUUCUUCAAGUCCCACAGUACUGCCUUUGUUACCUCAUUAACAUUGGCACACGUUUCAAGAGGACACUGACUUUUUCUUUUUAGCUCCUUAUUUUUUUUUAAAUUUGAUUUUCAUGUUAUAAACGUUCCUAACCCUGGGCUGUAGUAGGUUUGGUGUAACUGUUGCUAACACAGACAGAGCACAACACAGGAGAGGGAUAAAGGUAGCAGGCCUCAGCGGGAAUCGGUCACACCGCAUGAUUACAAUGUCACUUGGUAAAACACUUCAGUCAUGUUCAUUAUUCACAAACCAUUUAUGGACACGCGCGCGCACACACCCAGCACAUUCUCAGGCGUGCGCUGCAAGAGAGGGGAAAAAAACAUUGUAUUAAGUUCCCCAGACAGAAAUUAAGAUGUGUCACAAAUGGCCUUUGGAGCUUAAAUACCCAUCAUUGUUCUUAACACACACACACAAAUUCAGUCUGAUGGAAAGCAGCUGAGCUGAAAAGGUUGCCGUUGCAAUUUUAAUUUACGGCCUUGGAACUAAAUACAGGGUGUGCGGACUCAAUUUUUGCUGUCGACAACAGCUUUCUAGAAAAUUCUGCCAGCCUUCUGGCAGUGCUCUGCUGGUUUUGACAGUGGGUUUGAGUGACCUGUAUGUACGUGGGACUCAGAAGGAACAGAGACAGAGAGAGCGGUUUUUAAAGAAUGCACUAACCGGUCAGAGGAGAAAACGGAAGACGAGGCUUACGGAUUUACACGCGGUGGCACUUAACGUUUUAUUCUUUUACUCGUUUUUUUUCCAGCAUUUUUCUUUUCAGUCAUUAUAUCAUCUGUCUGUAUGUAAUUUUUCUAAUGUCUGUAU
Molecule: messenger RNA, 3412 nt
Organism: Chanos chanos (milkfish)
Lineage: Eukaryota; Metazoa; Chordata; Actinopteri; Gonorynchiformes; Chanidae
Gene: znf384a
Product: zinc finger protein 384 a
Exons: 11
Coding region: 255-2033 (592 amino acids)
Biological process (GO): regulation of transcription by RNA polymerase II
Molecular function (GO): RNA polymerase II cis-regulatory region sequence-specific DNA binding; DNA-binding transcription factor activity, RNA polymerase II-specific
Source: RefSeq, a predicted model, not a curated record